AUACUGGUAAAUUUGUAGUCCUGAUUUCAAUGAUGGAAUUGCUAGUUUCUACGGAGGAAGCUCACAUUUCAGCUAUUGGCGAUCCUGGCAUGAGGAUGGAUGAUCUUAGAUUGGCAAUUGAGGCAUGGAAUCAGUGCAACGAGGUUGGUGAAGAAGCUCCGAGGAUGGGAAGUCCUAGGAAAGCAGAUUGCUUUGAUGUCAAUUAUUCUACAUCACCAAUCAGCUUAGUUCACAAGGUAGGCGAGAAAGACAAUGCACUUGGUGUAUCGAGUGCCCCUUCGCAAGGGAUCGGGGAACUAGAUGUCAAUCAAUAUGCAGCAUGGAAGGAGCUAUAUUUAGGCAGCAUAUGUCAAGUGCAAGACAAAUCAAAACCUUGGCAGUUCUGGAAAAUAAUGCUGAAAAAUGGCAACAUGGAUACUCUGGCUGCAAUUUGCCCUGUCAAUGGCAAGAAAGCCAGUCCUUUUCGAAAGUCUGUCUUUCCAUGCUUCGGAAAAGGUUGCAUGAACAUGCCAUCAAUGUACCAUAACUACACCAGUGUUCAAGGAUACCAAGGUUCUCAUACACUAAGGGGAAGCUUUUAUGGAACAUGGGAUCUGAAUUGUGAUAUGAAUAAGACAACUAUACAAAAUGGCACUUCAUAUUAUGCAGUAACUUGGGAGAAGGUAGUGGGAAAAGCCAGUUGGAAUUUUCACCACGUACUCAAAACAUCACCAAAGUAUCCCUGGUUAAUGCUCUACCUUCGGGCAGACACUACAGAAGGGUUCUCUGGGGGAUACCACUAUGAAACCAGAGGAAUUUUACGAGUGAUUCCAAAAUCACCAUACUUCAAAGUCAAGUUGACACUAGAUGUAAGGCGAGGAGGGGGUAGAAGAAGUCAAUUCUAUCUUUUGGACAUCGGUGGCUGUUGGAAGAACAAUGGAAAGCCUUGCGAUGGAGAUGUGACAACUGAUGUCACUAGAUACAGCGAAAUGAUCCUAAAUCCUGAGGUAUACUCAUGGUGCAAUCCAAGUAGUCUAGGCUCUUGUCCUCUCUACCAUACUUUUCCCAAUGGCACUCGUGUACACCGCACAGACGAGAAAAAUUUCCCAUACAAGGCAUACCACCUAUAUUGCUCUCCAGGCAAUGCUAAGCAUCCAGGGGAGCCCCAUAGCUUUUGUGAUCCUUACAGUAAUCCACAGCCCCAAGAAAUUCUGCAGAUUUUGCCUCAUCCUGUUUGGAGUGAUUAUGGGUAUCCAACAGAGGCAGGUGAAGGUUGGAUUGGUUAUCCAAAAACUUGGGAACUUGAUGCUGGCAGAUUGUCACAGGCACUUUACUUCUAUCAGGAUCCUGGCUCCCCACCGGCAAAGAGAUAUUGGCCGUCGAUCAAUGUGGGCACAGAGAUUUUUGGGAGCGAGGAUGAAAUUGCAGAAUGGACAGUUAGCGACUUUGAUAUUGUCGUUCCAGAGGAACAAUAUUCCCGAGGAACACGGAUGUCAGUAAAAAAAUAUCUGGUCUGCUGUUUCCUCAUUUCUUAUCCAAUCAUUUAUCAAAUUUUCCGUACUUAAAAGUUUCUUGACCAAAAUACUAAAAAACUCCUGUGAUUUACCAAUAUUUAAUUGA
Molecule: messenger RNA, 1599 nt
Organism: Coffea eugenioides
Lineage: Eukaryota; Viridiplantae; Streptophyta; Magnoliopsida; Gentianales; Rubiaceae
Exons: 4
Coding region: 30-1544 (504 amino acids)
Source: RefSeq, a predicted model, not a curated record